GUGACGUCGUGUGGGGCGUGUCCGGUCCCGCACAAUGGGCCAUGGAGUUCCCGUUCGAUGUGGAUGCGCUGUUCCCGGAGCGGAUCACCGUGCUGGACCAGCACCUGCGGCCUCCGGCCCGCCGACCCGGAACCACAACGCCGGCCCGUGUGGAUCUGCAGCAGCAAAUCAUGACUAUUCUAGAUGAACUGGGCAAGGCCUCUGCCAAGGCCCAGCACCUCCCUGCACCCAUCACGAGUGCUUCCAGGAUGCAGAGUAACCGCCAUGUUGUUUAUAUACUAAAGGAUAUUUCAGCCCGACCGGCAGGGAAAGGAGCCAUUAUAGGUUUUCUCAAAGUCGGAUACAAGAAGCUCUUUGUACUGGAUGACCGCGAAGCUCACAAUGAGGUGGAACCACUGUGCAUUCUGGACUUUUACAUCCACGAGUCAGUGCAACGGCAUGGCCACGGGAGAGAACUCUUUCAGUAUAUGUUACAGAAAGAGCGAGUUGAGCCACAUCAACUGGCCAUUGAUCGACCAUCACCAAAGCUGCUGAAGUUCCUGAACAAACACUACAACCUGGAGACCACAGUCCCACAGGUGAACAACUUCGUGAUCUUUGAAGGCUUCUUUGCCCAUCAGCAUCGGACCCCCACUCCCUCUCUGAGGGCAACUCGACACUCUCGUGCAGCUGAGGUCGACCUCACGCCUGCUGCUCCAGCACGGAAGCUGCCACCGAAAAGGGCAGAGGGAGACAUUAAGCCAUACUCCUCCAGUGACAGAGAAUUCCUGAAGGUGGCUGUGGAGCCUCCUUGGCCCCUGAACAGGGCCCCUCGCCGUGCCACACCUCCAGCUCACCCACCUCCACGCUCCAGCAGCCUGGGGAACUCACCCGAUCGGGGUCCCCUCCGACCCUUUGUACCAGAGCAGGAGCUGCUUCGUUCCCUGCGUCUCUGCCCCCCACACCCUACUGCCCGCCUUCUGCUGGCCUCUGACCCUGGGGGCAGCCCAGCCCAGCGCAGACGCACCAGCUCCCUUCCCCGCUCCGAUGAGAGUCGAUACUGACAGCUGCUCCCUUUCCUCCCCCUUCCCAAAACCUGUAACCCACUCUUCCAUCAAGAUUUUUUUUUCUCUCCCUUUCUUGAACAACUGGGUUGCCAGGGUUCUAAAUAGCCUAACAUUUGUAGCUUUUCUUACCACAGAAGACACCCCACACUCCCAUAGUACUCCAUAGACACCCUGUUCCAUUCCCAGAACACUCGGGCUCCUACUGACUCCCUAGAGAGGCACUCUUCUCUGCUUAUGGUCAGACUCCAGACCACUAUUAGAGCAGGUCCAAGGGCCUCCCCUGACAUGGAAACCUUGGAGUGUCCUGUCAAUGGAUAAUUCCCUCUAGUACCCAUUGGUAGCUCUAAUCCUGCAUCCUGCUGCCACACAAACCUGUCCAUUAGUCUGCUGAUGCCAGACUGUGAGCAAGCUCUGCCCCAGAACAGUAUAGGCUGACAAGACAAGCCUUGGCUUCCAAGCAGGGUCCUCCCAACAUCACCAAACUCUUACUUUCCAAGUGUUGUGUAGAUGUGUCAAAUGUUGCUUUGGGGUCUCUACAGGGGACCCACAGACACCAUCACUUUCCUAGGAUAACCCAAGUCUUUGUCUUGACAGUAGAUCCCAGCAAAGGCCCUAGAACCACUUAGCUGUGUCCCUGAACAUAAGCCUGGUCCGUUAGAUCCUGGAAUCCCCUCUAACCUCCCUGCCUCCCUUUAAGUAAACUUGUGAGAUUGUCUUGAGAUGACAUGGGGAUCACCCUUCUGCUUCCCUUUCUCCUUUUCCUCCAAGAACCUCCGUCCCUUCUUCCAUGUCCAGGGCAUAGAAAGACCCUUUCUCUCCCCACCCUCUGAAUGUGUGAUGGUAGAUCAGGUGCCCACUGUGUUCCCUCAAGUCCUUGGGAGCAGGACCUCCCUCUCCCCACAUACAACUUCCUUCUCCCUCUCAGUGCUGUCUCAAUAAAGUGUGGAUUCUUCUGUUUUCUAAAUUGACAUUUUUGAUGAAAAACAGCUUAAA
This is a messenger RNA of Phodopus roborovskii (desert hamster), 2039 nucleotides long. RefSeq names its product alpha tubulin acetyltransferase 1 (gene Atat1). The transcript is spliced from 11 exons. Gene Ontology annotation, cellular component: microtubule. Gene Ontology annotation, molecular function: tubulin N-acetyltransferase activity. The record is from RefSeq and is a predicted model, not a curated record. Lineage: Eukaryota; Metazoa; Chordata; Mammalia; Rodentia; Cricetidae. Gene Ontology annotation, biological process: alpha-tubulin acetylation. Bases 42 to 1043 code for a protein of 333 amino acids.